Drosophila eugracilis is the source of this 5366-nucleotide messenger RNA. RefSeq names its product protein mahjong (gene mahj). NCBI's taxonomy places the organism in Eukaryota, Metazoa, Arthropoda, Insecta, Diptera, Drosophilidae. Gene Ontology annotation, cellular component: Cul4-RING E3 ubiquitin ligase complex; nucleus. Gene Ontology annotation, molecular function: protein binding. The transcript has 11 exons. The coding region runs from base 154 to 4821 and encodes 1555 amino acids. Gene Ontology annotation, biological process: protein ubiquitination. The record is from RefSeq and is a predicted model, not a curated record.
CACACUCAUUUUUGCGAAAAGUUUCGAGCGCGUGGUAUUUUAUGCCGCACGCUUUAUUUCGCCACUUGGAGUAAAUUUUGGUCCAUCCAUUUGUUAACUAAGAGUGCGACUAGUACUAGAGCUAGUACGCCCGUAUCCGGGAAAUACAUUUCUAUGUCUGAGGGCAGUGGAAACGAAAAUGCAGCCGGAGCAGAGGCGACGGCAGAAGCAGAGGCGACGGCAGAAGCAGAGGCGACGGCUGAGGCUGCACUAAUGGCAGAAGCGGUGGCUGUAGCCUAUCAAAGCGAUGAUGAGGUGGAGGUGGAAGCGGGGUCUGUCGAAGACCAGGAGGUAGUCGGUGACCAGGAGGAAGAACCAGCCGAAGGCGAAGCCGAACAGCAGGAUGAGGGUGAAGCAGAAGACGCCGACGUCGAUGGCGACGCCAUGAGUGUAGAAAACGCGGAAAAUGAAAGUGACAGCGGUGGAAAUCCUGAAGAAACCGCUGCCGCCGACCGCAGACAGGCCACCAAAAAGGAACUUACACAGAUAAUCGACAAAUGGGAGCAGCAGCAGACCCAGAAUGGCUACGAUCCAGUUCCCACCCUGAGGAGUCUAGCGGAGAUAUUUGAACGUGAGAAGGAUGUUUACCGGCGAAAGGACCCUGAUCCUUUAGACUCUCGACAUCCCUACAGAGCCGAUCCAAGCUGCCAGUACGGAUUGCUGCUAAAACUGCUAUUCCGCAAGGACACCUUUAUGAGCAAACUCCUCAACGAUUACCUGCGGGAGAACUACUUUAGUCGGCAAAACGUUAGCCGCAGUUCGUUGGAAUUGAACAUUUUGGCCUGCCGUCUCAUCCUGGAGAUAAUGCCGGGCAUGGAGACCUCAGCAGUAUUUCAAACUGCCGAAGGUGACGGAACCAUUAAUCGCAUCUACUCCUGGGCUGAGGACAGCAUUGAACCACUUCAGAGCUAUGCCACCGGACUGCUGGCCGAAGCCAUGGAAGUGAGCGAUAUUGCCAUCAACUUCCGAGAUCAAAACAUCCGGCUUGUGCCCAAGAUGAUAAAACGCCUGCACAUGCUUCUAGCAAUUAGUAAGAGUGCCACUCCGGAUGUCAAUAACUCGAUGCACAACCAAUCGGCGGAUAAUAGUGCAGCAGGAAUGCUCAGCUGGGUUGCGUGUGCCAGCAAUGCCUCUGCUCCUCAGUCACCGCAGCACAAUGGCAGUGGGCUGGCAGCCAGUUCAUCGCAGCAUGGGGACGCCUCCAAUAUGUCCAUUCUCUUUGAGAAUAGCCGGGACGCCUUUCCCGUAUCCCGCUAUUAUAAGCGGAUGUACAUUCCACUGCAUCCGCCCACUGCGGACACUAGCCAAAUGUUAAUUAUGCGCUUCCUAACCAGCCUAGGAGAAUAUCAAGAAUUCCUAGCCAUGGCCUUUGAAAACAAUGUGAUGCAGUUAAUUUUUGGUUACCUUGAGAACUUAGACCGCAGGGACACAUGCUUAGCCUACGAGGUGCUAAAAUAUCUCGCUUCCCUUCUUUGCCAUAAGAAGUUUGCUUUGGAGUUUAUUUCCCAUGGAGGAUUAGAGCUACUUUUGAAGGUUCCACGUCCCAGUUUGGCCACCACUGGUGUCUCCAUUGCCAUCUACUACCUAGCUUACUGUGAAGACGCCAUGGAGCGCAUAUGCAGUAUGCAACGUCCACUUAUUUCAGAACUGGUGCGAUACGCACUUUGGAUCCUUGGUCGUUGCCAUGAUUCCUCCAAGUGUCAUGCUACCAUGUUCUUUAGCUUGAGUUUUCAGUUUAAGGUCAUAUUAGAAGAGUUUGAUGCCCAGGAUGGCUUGAGAAAGCUCUACAAUGUGAUCUCCGUGCUGAAAAUCCUCGAUCCGAGCCACAAUGACAGCGAUAACGACUCUGAUAUUAACGAAGACGUUGAGUGUGCUUCCCGACAAAUGGUCCGCCAUGUCUGCGUAGCCCUCAAGCGGUAUAUGGAAGCACAUUUCUUUUACAAGUACAACAGCUUUCUGUGCCAGCACAACGCAGCAUCGUCGUCGCCAUCCUCCACCCACUAUUUCAAUCAGAAUCCCACAGUAGCGGCCAAGCUUACCUUCGACCAGUUGCAUGACCAGAUUCGCACCCUUCAAGAGCACACCUCUAUCCGGGCUCACUGGCAGCCAGUAGAUCAACUGAUGAAGCUUGGCGGAAUCACCAUGCUUCUCAGGAUCAUCGCCUUUAGCUACGACUGGGUGAACAGCGGACGCUCGGAGACUGUGCGUUCGGCUCUAGACGUACUUAGCGUGUGCUGUAUCAUCCCCCGGGUUUAUGUAGUGCUCUGCGAGCGUCUUCUUAUGCUGGACAAAACUACCACUUCGGGAUUCUGUUCGGUUCUGGGAGCUGCUGCAGGCGAGAUAACAUCGGACGCAGAGGUGAUCAAGUCGGCUCUAGCAGUUCUCUGCCACUGUGUCUGCUCUCCAAUCAUCCGCAAGGAUAGCGGCACCAGUCUAAUCAAGUUUGGUAACUCCUCCAGGAAGAACAAGGCCAAUCACAAAUACGCCGAAGAGCUGAUUGAACGUGUAUGGGAAUCGGUGUGCUCCAACAAUGGCAUCGUAGUGCUGUUAUCUCUGAUGCAGACCAAGGGACCGAUAACGGAUGCUGACUGCAUCCGAGGAAUGGCAUGUAGGGCCCUGGCGGGUCUGGCUCGGUCAGAUCGGGUCAGGCAAAUUGUCAGUAAACUUCCUCUCUUCGCGGGCGGACAGCUUCAAACACUGAUGCGAGAUCCCAUACUCCAGGAGAAACGAGCCGAGCACGUGAUCUUCCAAAAGUACGCAUUGGAGCUGCUCGAACGAGUGUCUGGAAAAACAAAACCACUCAACAAUCCACUGGAUCCGUCGCUUUCUAACAUGCAUAAAGCCAAUGUAAUUGCCCAAACUCGCAUCCAGUACAACAAGCAGCAGCUUUAUCAACUCAUCUUCGAACACCUGGAGAGCAAUGGUCUUUCCCAGACAGCCCAAAUGUUGCAACGCGAGGUUGGUCUUCCCCUGCAGACCCCAACAACAAGAAGCUUUCAUCAGUCACCUUUCGAUUACAAAACACUUCCCAGUGGGAGUAGCUCUCUGUCCAGAAAUCGCCUGCGCAGCCGCAUGCAGGAUGUGAAUGCUGCGAUCAUGGGUACAGAACUGAACAGGAGCUUUGGCGAGGAUUCAUCGCCUGCUGGUGGAGCAAGCAGUAGCAAUGUGGGAGAUGGAGUCAGCAUACCAAACUUUGGGUGCCUUAACACAACACAGACGCCCAUUAAAAUUAGAAGAACGGAUAGGAGUUCUGUGAGCCGCUCGAUCCAAAAGCAACUGAUGGAGCCGGGUGGCUCAUCAGCGGGUCUUCCCGAUGAUGGCCAGCUACAUCCUAAGCGAAUUACCCUAAAUACUAUCGUAACGGAAUACCUCACAAAUCAACACUCGCUGUGCAACAACCCGGUUACCACCUGCCCACAAUUCGAUCUGUACGAACCCCACAAGUGUCCGGAUCCAAAGCCUAGUCGCCUGUUGAGCUCUAACUACAACCUGACCAGCAGACAUGCUCGUACUCAAGCAGGAUUUAAUACCACUCGAUUUGACCGUCGCUAUGUGCACACGCACUUUUCGCCAUGGCGCAGCAUUCGAUCGGCGGAUUAUGAAGACUUGGAGUUCACCUGUUGUGAUCUGGUAGGCAAGUACAUCAUCGUGGGCACACAACAGGGCGAUGGACGAGUGUUUAACAUGAACGACGGAGUGGAGCAGUUUUUCUCUAAUUGCCACAACUUCAGCGUUGACGCCAUAAAGGCAAACAGAGCUGGAGAUCUGGUCAUCACAUCUAGCUUCUGGCGCACACCCACAAGCAUUCUAUGGUCCAUUGCGGACGAUGAGUUCAAGUUAAAACUGCGUCUUCCCGAUGUCACCUAUUGUGAGUUUAGUCAGACGGUACAGGAUCGCCUCCUGGGCACUCAGAAUGAGUGUGCUACGCUUUUUGACAUAAACACUGGUUCUAAAGUGGCUUCUUUCACGCCAACCAUACCCAAUCUUUACACCAAAAAUCGAGCAACUCUUUGCCGAACCGAUGAACUGAUUUUGUCAGAUGGUGUUCUCUGGGAUGUUCGCUCCGGGAAGGAAAUCCACAAGUUCGACAAGUUUAAUCAGUGCAUAUCGGGCGUCUUCCAUCCAAAUUGCCUUGAGAUCAUUGCCAACACCGAGGUUUGGGAUCUGCGCACCUUCCAUUUGUUGCAGACAGUGCCGGUGCUGGAUCAACGAAACUGCACAUUUUCUCCGAUGCACGUGAUCUAUGGGGCUAGUUUGGGGGCUGACAGGGACCAUGACAUGGAAACAACGACCUACGACACCAGCUUUAACGUGCUGGACGCCUACGACUAUUCGAGUAUAGCUACUAUUGAUGUGAAGCGCAACAUCAACGAUCUGAGCGUCAGUGCCAAUGGUAGCCUUAUUGCAGUGGUCGAGGACUACAGCGGUUACGAGUCUAAGCAGGAGACCUAUGUGAAGAUCUACGCGGUGGGAGUGAAAAAGAGCGAGCGCUCGGAAGAGGAAGAUGAUGAGGAGGUGCCCGAUUCUGAUGAGGAUGGAUCGGAUACGGGCUCCGAGAACACUUUUUCUCUAGGUCCGAAUUUCAUGGGAUUCCCUCUACUGCGCAACCUUAAUGGCUCGGACAACGAAGGGGACGGAGACCUAGAUGAAGACGAUGAUGAUGGAGAUCUAUUGGACACCGAUGACGAAAUGGACGACGACGACGGUAGCGACAAUGGCGAUGACGAAGGUGACUUUGAAGAUGUGUUCGAAUUCUUCGACAGAAGCAGCUCAGACGAUUGAGCCCUCUCCUCCUCCCCCGCACUACCAACAUAACUGCUCCUUCACCGAUCCACUGCUCCGUUGUUUAACCACUGUUUCGUCUCGUGUCGUUCGAUCCUCAUUGUUGUCCGCAGCGCGCUUGGAAGGAUGAGAUAUCAACAAUCGUCGAUAGUUUUAGCAAUCUAGACAUUAAGCUGUUACAUAUAAAAUUUAAAUUGUUAUUUUUGAACUUGUGUACAAAACAAAUACGAAUGCCGCAGGAUUGCAUUAUAGCCAAGAAAAGUUUGAUGAUGAAUACCUACUGUGAGAAUCAAAUCUGUAAAUUGUCCAACAAUUUCCAUUGUACAAACCUAAAUAAGAAUUGUAUACUUUUGCUAUAAAAAAUAUAAAAGAUAUUGUUAGAAUCAAACGUUUGUUGUAUGCUCUAAGAACCAAGGAACAAUUUGAGUUUUUUGUAUGAUUUCAUGCAUUGUUUAUUCACAUAAACAGGCUUUUCAUUAUUUAUAUGAUUUGGAAAUAUAUUAAGUAUGUAGAAGAGAAUUAAAUAUUUCGUUGUAGAAAUUAAA